This is a messenger RNA of Elgaria multicarinata webbii, 5468 nucleotides long. It is a transcript of the gene SNX8, whose product is annotated as sorting nexin 8. Gene Ontology annotation, molecular function: phosphatidylinositol binding. The record is from RefSeq and is a predicted model, not a curated record. The coding region runs from base 242 to 1480 and encodes 412 amino acids. Gene Ontology annotation, cellular component: early endosome membrane. Gene Ontology annotation, biological process: early endosome to Golgi transport; intracellular protein transport. The transcript is spliced from 12 exons. Lineage: Eukaryota; Metazoa; Chordata; Lepidosauria; Squamata; Anguidae.
GACGGCGCGCUGCCCGCCGCGGGCACGGGGGCACCUGGCGGGGCCUCAGGAUCCAAGAAUGCCGACUCAGGGAUUCACUCAGAUUCUUGUCUUAGCGGGAGCAAGCUAGGCAGGAAAUACGGGCCUCUUGGCUGGCGUUCAGUGUAGAUUUCUGGCACCUGACCGAGAAGAGCAGCCAGCGUCUUGCUUAGAUGUGGAAAAACCUCUGAUAAGUGACUUGAAGGAGUCAGAAGAGCCUCCAAUGCAGACACCCCAGGGAAACCCACUGGUGCUUUCCCACACCCUGCAAGAGCUGUUGAGCAAGGAUACCGUGCAGGUGGAACUGAUCCCUGAAAAAAAAGGCCUCUUUCUGAAACAUGUGGAGUAUGAAGUUUCCAGCAAGCGUUUCAGGUGCUCCGUGUACAGGCGGUACAAUGACUUUGUGGUCUUCCAUGAGAUGCUCCUUCAGAAGUUCCCGUACCGAAUGGUCCCUGCACUUCCCCCCAAAAGGAUGCUAGGAGCUGACCGAGAGUUCAUAGAGAUGAGGAGGCGGGCACUGAAGCGUUUUGUGAACCUGGUGGCCCGGCACCCUCCGUUCUCAGAAGACGUACUUCUGAAGCUCUUCCUCUCCUUCAGCGGGUCGGAUGUGCAGAAUAAGCUGAGGGAGCUGGUCCAAGGUGUGGGGGACGAAUUCAUGACUUGCAAACUAGCAACUCAGGCCAAGGAUUUCCUGCCAGCUGACAUCCAAGUGCAGUUCGCUGCCAGCAGGGAGCUGAUCCGGAACAUCUACAACAGCUUUUACAAACUGCGGGACCGAGCCGAGAAAAUAGCCUCUCGAACAGUUGACAACGCCUCCGACCUCCUUAUGUUUGGGAAGGAACUAAGUGCUUUGGGGUCCGACACAACUCCACUCCCUUCCUGGGCUGCCUUGAACAACAGCGCUUGGGGCAACUUGAAGCAGGCCUUGAAAGGCCUCUCUGUCGAAUUUGCACUCCUGGCUGACAAAGCUGUGCAGCAGGGUAAACAGGAAGAGAGUGAUGUGGUGGAGAAGCUGAACCUAUUCCUGGACUUGCUCCAGUCCUAUAAAGACCUGUGUGAGAGACACGAGAAGGGAGUUUUGCACAAGCACCAGAGAGCCUUGCACAAAUACAGUAUGAUGAAGAAGCAGAUGAUGAGCGCCACAGUACAGAACAAAGAGCCGGAGUCCGUAGAGCAGCUGGAAUCCCGAAUUGUGGAGCAAGAGAACGCGAUCUUGACAAUGGAGCUGCGAAAUUACUUCUCUCUAUACUGCCUGCACCAAGAGACCCAACUGAUCCACAUUUACCUUCCACUCACAUCUCACAUCCUGGGGGCUUUUGUCAAUUCUCAGAUCCAGGGCCAUAAGGAGAUGUGCAAAGUCUGGAAUGAACUGAGGCCCAAGCUGAGCUGCCUCUUCGCAGGAUCCAGCAACUUGUCGACACCGCCGUCAUCAGCCCAGGAGGACAGCCUCUUUCCCAGUUAAGGGUUGAGGGCUCUGGGGCAUGGAAGGGAGGCCCUGUGUAACGUGCGCGUGUGAAGAGUUUAAAGUAACUUCCCAUUGGCUAUGUUUGUACUCCCUUUGUUUUUAUUUUUGUUUUCCUUUUUUUUUUUGCUGCUUUGAGCUGCUCCAUGAUUUAUGGGCUGCCUGGAAAUGUGACAGUGCAGAGAGAGAGAGAGAGAGAGAAUCUCUCACCUUUUAAAUUAUUUUGGUUUUCAUUUCGAAGUGCUGUGGAGUGGAAAUGAAUCUCCUUAUCCCAGAGGCUUUCUUUAAUGCUUCUCUUGAGCGAACAAGUUGGAGUCUUCCCUUUUGCCCUUAAUUUAACCUUUCCUAAAUGUGCUGAUGGGCCCUUGGCAAGCUACUAUCUCUUGAGCGAACCUCCUCGACAGCACUGUUUCAUGGUUGGGUUUUCUUUUUUGUUAGAGAGGGACUAUCGCUCAGUGGUAGAACCCCAGCAUUGCCUGCAGAAGGUCUCGGGCCCCGGCUUCUCCAGUUUAGAGGAGCAGGUAGCUGGUGCUGGGGAAGAAACAACUAAGUAGGUGCUCCCCUGUGGCAUAUUUAGAGGAGGGUGCGUGGGUCUGUACAUUGGUCUUGCACAUUACAAAGCUGAACUCCCAUUGCAGGCAAGGGAUCCGUUAGAAUGUCUUUUUAUGUUACAUAGGGUGACCCUAUGGAAAGGAGGACAGGGCUCCUGUAUCUUUAACAGUUGCAUAGAAAAUGGAAUUUCAGCAGGUGUCAUUUGUAUGCAUGCAGCACCUGGUGAAAUUUCCUCUUCCUCGCAACAGUUAAAGCUGCAGGUGCCCUGCCCUCUUUUAAAUCUGGUCACUCUAGUAUAGCUCCUGCACUUUAACUGUUGUGAUGAAGAGGGAAUUUUACCAGGUUCUCCAUAUACACAAAGGACACCUGCUGAAAUUCCCUUUUCUAUGCAACUGUUAAAGAUACAGGAGCCCUGUCCUCCUUUUCAUAGGGUCACCCUAUGUUACAUCUGUCUUCAUCCUUAUGAUGCCCCACUGCGGGGUUCUUUAUUCACCCCCCCCCCCAAAAGAGGGAUGAUCCUAGUUCCUUCUUGAUACACUUUGGCCCCAUUCAGAAGACACUGUAAACCAUGGCUUUAACCACUGCGAAUAAGGAUUUUUUACCUUAUUCGCUGUGGUUAAAGCCAUGGUUUAAGGUGUCUUCCGAACAGGGCCGAAGUGUAUUAAGAAGGAACUAGGCUCUAGUUUCUUGGGACCAUACUUUAAAACAAAAUAAAAAGAAAUGUGAUUCGUAUGCCUUUUACUAAUGUACCAGCCUUCGUGUUAAUAUUAUGGUGUGUGUGUUUUAAAGCUCAACUUUUUGAAUGGAGCGAAUAGGAAAUUCUCUCGACCUCCCAUCUCCUCUUCCUUGCCUUUUUUGUGUUUGUUUUUCAUCUUAUUAAAGCUGCAUGCAAAAGUUACAGGCCUGUCCCAGCUGCAAGGAGGAAUUUCAGACCACGGCAAGAGCUAUACCAGUGCCCGACUCUGACCUUGGUACACUCACCUAAAUGCGAUUGUUCAGGCUGGCCUUGGGACAUUCCCCUCCUUGGAUGUUUAAGGGACUCGGUAGCUUGGAGGAACCAGGCUGCAACCAUCUCAAAGGCCCGUGCUGUGGAUGUUUGUACCUGCCCUUAGCAGAAAAACUGAUCUACCCUUUUCUUUUAUAUGUUAAUACAGAAUAUUUUUGAAAGCUUUUAUAAUGGAGAUUAAAAGUAUUAAUCUUUUUUUAAUUAUUUUUUCAGUUAGAAGAGCAGUUAGAUAACCUAAUUGUUCUAAGCCCAGGAGAGGCAGAACCCUUCCCUGUUCAAGCGAUCAUUUGUGUGUGAAAACGACCACGCGGGGCCCAUUCGCUCGACCAAACUGGCCUUUUAUGAAGCGGCCGUGCAAUUCUUUUGCUGCGUUCCAGGAACGCACGUCGGGUCACACUUACUGCACCAUUGCAAGAGCCAGGAAGUUAGGUGAGGAAAGUGUGAUAAGGCGGGUUCUCCUCCAUCACAACCUGGGUGUGUGUGAGAACCAUCGAACAUUUCAUUGUGCCUGCAAGCGUAUUUUGCAAUUGGCUUUAGUGUGUCAUCGGUGCUUGGGCCGAUGGGGCAUACAGAACACUGCACAUGGAGGGCUGGCACGCUGCAGCCACAAAGGUGGCCCCAUCCAUGGACAGCGCCUGCUAAAGCUCAAUGCAUCCAUACUCUCAGUAAUCUAGCAACUGCCUCUGCUCAUGCUAUGGUAACUCAGUGUCAGUGCAAAUGGCAGGCACUGCAACUAAGGAUAUACGGAUUUGUAAAACCCAUUCCGCAAAUCGUCAGGUGCCUUUCAUUCUGACAUCUGCUCAUUAGCAGAAUCGGAUUUUCCUCAUUUCCCGAAUUUACGCAAAUUUGCACUUGUGAAAAUGACCCCCAAGUGCAUUUUCAUGCUUUAGGCUACGGGGGAAAUGUGCAUUUUCAGCCGAUGUUUUUAUUGUACGUGUUUUUCUAAAUUUGUGUAAAAGAACAACACCACCCCUCAGUCUGCGGAAUCCACAGGUCGGAUUUAUAGAAAUCUGAACUCAUUUGAUUCCAUUGUGGAUUUUUCCUAAAUCUCUUACUUGCGACAGAGCUGGACUUCGAACAAGCCCCAGCGUUGCACGGAUCUUCUCAACCGACCCUCUCAUCACCCCGGUUGGGUUGUGGCACCGGGAACCCAAGUAGCAAUUUCUCCCAGUGCUUCGGAGCCUGAGCUUCCAUGGCAAUUUGCUACUGAAUGUGCUCAUCUUUCUGCAGAAGGUAAAACUGCAGAAGUCUAAAAACAAAGUGCAGGGUGAUUUAGGAGCUUCCAGAGGCCACUAAGGCCUUAGCUAGACCUAAGGUUUAUCCUGGGAUCGUCCCGGAGUCAUCCCUGCCUGCUCCCGGGAUCCCCUGUGUGUCAUUUAGAUGCACAGGGAUGACCCUGGGACGAUCCCAGGAUAAACCUUAGGUCUAGCUAAGGCCUAAGCGAGAUUUAUCCUCUUUUUGUCCAAAGGACUGAGCUGCCUUGAUUGCAUAUGCGCUUACCUGAUGUGGUCUCAUUACCCAACUCAAUGUGUGUCCAGCAUUUCUAAAGCCAGUUUCUAGCUUGCAGUCCUUUGCACAACUCCUGUAUGAACUCUGUUGGACUUCCUUCCAAAUGAACGAGCACAGCCUUGGACUGCAAGGCUGUGCUCUUCAACAUGUUUACUCCGAAGUAAACCCCACCAGGGCCAAUGGGGCAUGCUCCUUCAUGUGCAGAGUUUUGCAGCAUUCAUACAAAUAGGAAAAACUCAGUUUGUCCAGGAUUAAGAUGUUGCAUCUCUCAAGGUUUUCAACUUUGCCUGGGCAAGAAAGGACAGCUGUGUAAAAGUACAAGUCUCUGACUGGGAGAGCAACUUUUCAGGUGUUUAUACUGUCCCUGGUCUUUGGCUAUGCUGCCAGGGCUGACGGCAGUUGCAGUCCAACGAAAUCUAGGAGGGGAGGGCACACAUUGGCCUAGGCUCUGUUGGGAAAGCACCUUUUGUGGUGUUUACCCUUCUUUUGAGGAAACCAUAUCUGCAGUGGAACAGUUAAUAGGCGUGAGAACAGUUGUGUGGGUGAUAAAUAUCUUAAAGAGGAAAGCUGCUCUUGUGGAACAACUGGCAAACACUCAAAUGUUCUAUCUCCCUGUUCUUUUGCUAUUCAAAAGUGUCUUUGCUAAAGCAAGCUGAAGAGGGUGUGUGUUUCCUCUUAAUCCUCUCAGAUUUUGCAAACUUCAUACCUCCUGCCCACUUGGCAAAAAUAGUGUUUGUUUUUUUAUUUAAAAAAAAUUAAGCACUUUAUCAAACUGCAAGGAUUAGAGAACGUCUUAUUAUAGCUGGUAGACUUAAUGUUUACAGAUUAUGACUUUCCCCCAAAAAAGUAUCUAUCAAAUGUUACAAAAAAAAUUGCAUUUGUAAGAGACGUGUAAAACUUAUAUUAAAAAGUUAAAGUUUA